Molecule: messenger RNA, 452 nt
Organism: Eurytemora carolleeae
Lineage: Eukaryota; Metazoa; Arthropoda; Copepoda; Calanoida; Temoridae
Product: glutamic acid-rich protein-like
Exons: 2
Coding region: 78-437 (119 amino acids)
Source: RefSeq, a predicted model, not a curated record
UUCUUAAAAUUUAUUUAAUUUUUAAUUUAGAUCCUGAAUGGGACGCUAAAGUUGAACGUAAAGGAGGUUUUAAAAAGAUGAAGAAUGGAAAACAUGUAGUAGAAGAAGAAGAAGAUGAUGAGGAAGAGAAGAAGGAAGAUAAUAAGAUGCAGGGACCACACAAGGAGACUAGAAAGGAGAAGAAGGAGAAGAAGAAGGUUGAAGACCUGGAGAAGAGAAAGGAAGAGAAGAAAGGAAAGAUCAGUGCUGCCCCUGCGGAUAGUGAGAGUGAGGAUGAUGAUAUGGAUGAUAUGGAACAGGAAUAUAUGAGGAAGGUUGCGGAGGAGGAGGAGGAGAUAGAGAGGAAGGAGAAGGAGAACAUGAAAAGGUAUUACAUACACAAUACACAUCAUACUUACCUGGGAAACAGAUUGUUAGAAAUAUGUAAUUAUAAGUAAUAUAAAAGGUUCUUA